Molecule: messenger RNA, 555 nt
Organism: Pleurotus ostreatus (oyster mushroom)
Lineage: Eukaryota; Fungi; Basidiomycota; Agaricomycetes; Agaricales; Pleurotaceae
Exons: 5
Coding region: 1-555 (184 amino acids)
Source: RefSeq, a predicted model, not a curated record
AUGUCCAACUUCGAUGUCCCACCACCCGAUUAUACGUCGGUCGCUGAUGAGCCGAUCACUGCUAUCGAAGACUCCACCACCGCGGCUAACACUACCACCAUCAGGUUCAAUACAAUACACACCGCCGAUACAGGGCCUGUGGUAUUGUCAUGGAAUCCCGCGCAGUCGUAUGUCGAGCCGUCAGCCUUUCUCACAAGGACUACCUUCAGAGAGAUCUACUUCUCGAUUAAAUAUGUCGAGGCGAGAGCACCGACCGAACCUGUAGUGUAUACCUCUUCGCCCUUUGGUCACAACUGUAUGAUUCUGGUACCCCCUCCUGAAUCGCACGAUACUCGGCCACAAUAUCACAUCACAGUCGAUGCAGACUGUCUCAACCCGUUGGUACACGUUACGACGGUCAAACGAGGGGCGAAUGAAUACGGCGACCUUGUUGCUGAGUUCGAGUUAUGCUACGAGUCCCCCUGGAAGACUACCCUCUACGCGACAUUCAGGCCCGUGCGACGGCCUGAAGUUCGCACUCAUCCUGUCAUCCAAGCGCAGUUGGAGCUAAACUAG